GCAGAACAACAUCCUGUAAAGGAAGGACUGUGCUAUAAAAACUGUGACCCACCACACGAGUUCCAAGUGGAGAUCCGCAAUGCUAAUAUUACCACAAUAGAGGAAGCUCUCUCCUAUGCUUGUAAAAAACACGGCAACAAAAAAGCACUUGGAACAAGACAGAUAUUGCAAGAAUCAGAAGAACUUCAGAAGAAUGGCAAAGUUUUCAAAAAGUAUGAACUUGGAGAAUAUUCCUGGCUCACAUACACUGAAGUGGAUAACCUGGCUCACAAGUUUGGCUGUGGCCUCCGGGCUGUUGGCCAUAGACCCAAACAAAAUAUUGUGAUAUUUGCAGAGACCAGAAAAGAAUGGUUAAUAUCUGCAAUUGGAUGCUUUAGACAAAGCAUUCCAUUGUGUACACUGUAUGCCACACUUGGGGAUGAAGCAGUUGUCCAUGGUAUUAAUGAAACUGAGGUUACUCAUGUUAUAACUUCUCAUGAGCUGCUGCCAAAGUUUAAGACCAUCCUCAGUAAAUGCCCAAACGUGACCCAUAUUACAUAUUUUUGUGACCAGCUCAAACCCACCCAUGUCACAGGGUACAAGGAAGGUGUAGUCUUCAAUUCCUUCGAACAAAUCGUUGCCAAGGGAACAUCAAGUGGUUUUACAGGUUUGUUUGUUGAGUUGAUGCUUGUAUAAUUGUAUAGUACCUAA
Homarus americanus (American lobster) is the source of this 690-nucleotide messenger RNA. RefSeq names its product long-chain-fatty-acid--CoA ligase 4-like. The transcript has 3 exons. Gene Ontology annotation, biological process: long-chain fatty-acyl-CoA metabolic process; neuron differentiation; long-chain fatty acid metabolic process. Gene Ontology annotation, molecular function: palmitoyl-CoA ligase activity. Lineage: Eukaryota; Metazoa; Arthropoda; Malacostraca; Decapoda; Nephropidae. Gene Ontology annotation, cellular component: endoplasmic reticulum; lipid droplet; plasma membrane. The annotation marks the transcript as partial. The record is from RefSeq and is a predicted model, not a curated record.